Molecule: messenger RNA, 3071 nt
Organism: Ictalurus punctatus (channel catfish)
Lineage: Eukaryota; Metazoa; Chordata; Actinopteri; Siluriformes; Ictaluridae
Gene: c12h6orf47
Product: chromosome 12 C6orf47 homolog
Exons: 3
Coding region: 590-1501 (303 amino acids)
Source: RefSeq, a predicted model, not a curated record
CGUGUGAAGUUGGCAGCAUUGGGGUUGUUUGCUUGCUAGGCUCCAGUUAGCCUUUCUCCUGACAAGACUGUAAACGAUGUAGGCAGCUAUACUAACAAGACUUGUCAAUAAUAAUGACUUAAUUUUGCAUAGUUAUAUAGUUGACUAGUGAAAUAAUGAGUUAGGUAGUUAAUAUUUUAAAUAAUCUAGCUAAUAAACAUCGAACUGGUGAAGACACCAGACUGUAGGUAGGGGGAAAAAAUCCGUCAACAUUGGCUCAUUAAGUGAUUAAUUAUUGUCAUUUAUGUGUUCAGAUAGUAGAAGAAUUACACUUUGAAUCUCCUUUGGUUCUUGACAGCAAAGCACAGGUGUGGUGGAGGAGGUGAGCAGCAACACCUUUUAUUUAACUGCACCUCAUUCUUACACAACUCAAAAUACGUUUACUGAAGCAUUCAAGUCGAAACUGAAAGCUCUGCACCAUGCUUAUCUAACUUGCAUAUCAUAUAGAGAUGUUGAAAGAGUUUAGGAUUUAAGAUUAGCUUCAGAAAAUAAGGGUCUAACCUUAACUUGGGUCAUUUGGAGACAUUGGAGGAGAAAGGAAAGGAAAGCCAUGCUGGCUGUUGUAGGACGAGUUUGGACAUGGGUUAACCCAGCGAACUUGUAUCGCCCUUGGGCGAGUAAACCCAAAAGUCUUCCGGUUGAGGGUCAGGAGAAAAGCAGGUGGAGUCUGGCAGGGUUAACCUCCUGGGUUUGGGGUGGAAGGAGAAAGCAAAGUGACCAAAAAACCCUGACCGAGGAAUACUGGGAAGCUCAGGAGGAGAUCGUCAAACCUUUAGAAGUAGAAGAUCUGAACGCUGAAAGACUCGAGGCGCCUCCACCGCAAAGUCCUCCGCGAUGGUGGAACCGGAUAAUCAGUCCCGUGUUUUAUUUAUGGCCGACGUCGUACAAGGUCCGUGGACUCGGUGAGAGGACGAGCACGUGGAACGACGGAUCGUGGGAUUCUGACACGAAAGACGGCGAUUUUUCAGAUUACGCCACCCCUCCUCCGUCUCCCGUCCCGCUGUCCCAGAGGUCGUCUACGUUCCGCUUCUUUGCUCAGUCGUGGUCCGGAGACGUUCUCCCAGAGCAUUACGAGAUUUGUUUCAAUUUCCUUCGCCACCUCUUUGACCUGUUCGUAGUCGGCUUCCUGUUGACCGUCUCGCCCCCGGCCAAGUUCGUCCUGGAUGUCCUGGGCGUCCAGGGUGCGCUCAAGCUUUGGCUCCACGGCAUGGCCAUGUUCCUGGUGUCCUCUGUAGGAAUGGCCGGCCUGCUCUGGUUGGUUCAGGAGUACCUGCCUCAGUUCGCACUGGUGUAUGGCAUCGUCCAGGCGCUGGUCAUUUCCGUCAGCGUGCGCCAGAGCGUGAUUUUGGGGACGGGAGAAGACGGGAAAGAAGAAGAAGAGGACCGCGUGGAAGAAACAGAAGAUACUUUGGCGCAGACUCAAAGCAGUAGCCCUGCCGGGAAAAGUGUGACAGUGUCUUGAAGACUGAAGGUCUUAGGGCUGUGAAGGAGACACUACGAACUGACCACACGAGCAGAAAAUCAGCACACGAGCCAAACGUCGGUGAUGAAGUCGUUACGAUCCUACCAGCACUCCUUUUUCCUUUUUUUUUUUUCUCUCUCUCCCUCUCAAUUAUACAGAGUUCCGUUCCCACCUUGACUGGAGAAGAGCCUAAACUUAAAGGAACGCUGAUUCCAUUUACUCCAUUUUUGAACGGAAACAACCUUUUUUUAUUUUGUCUUUUUUUUUUUUUUUUUUAAAUUGAACACAAUCUUCAGAGACCGUUGGUGCAUUGGAGCAGAAGACGAAUGUUUCAUCAGCAUUUUGGAAAGUUGCCAGUGAGAUUUUUGAGUACAAAAUGCACUGUAAAGGCACUUUUAACACGCACGGAUGGCGAGAGAGCGGGAGAGACGACCCUGCUGUGAUAUUUACCACAUCAUUUUACUUCAGGAAGCCACACAGCUGAUUGGUUUUAACCUCUGGAGAGAGCCGACAGAGAUUUGACUUCAUAUCAGCAGCCGCUCUCCUUAACUUAAUUUUAUAUAUAUAUAUAUAUAUAUAUAUAUAUAUAUAUAUAUACACAUACAUACACACACUUUGCCCAGCUCUGAGGUUUAGCUAAUCUCCAUUUACAGUAUUUGUAUUUCACUACAUUUGAUAUUCCGUGUGAUUUCUACACGUACUUUCACAGCACAUCCAUAAUCGUGUCGGGUUUUGUUUGUUGUUGUUGUUGUUUUUAAAGGGGUACUUGGGAACAUUGUUUGGUCACUAAACCUAAAUAAAGUGGGCUUGUUUUUGACGUUACGGUACACACUAGCCAAGACUUGGCCGCAUUGUUCUAUUUAAUCCGUCGCGUUAUUCUCAUGAACAUUUCCGCUAUUAUAUAUGACUUAUUUAACGUGUCUGUUUAUAUCAGUGGAGUUUGCGUAUUUGUCUCAGAGGUCAACCUUUUUGUUCGAUGGCUGUUUUUUGAAUAUUUCCUACUCUGCAUUUUGUUCUCGUACAACGUUUCGGACACGCGUGCCUCGGUAUGGCCCAUUAGGGUUUGUUUUAUGUCUAUGUUUCAGACUAACACUAUCAUUUGGAUUGUUUUUAUCUGUCACUUUACAUCUUGUUGUUUUUCCUAACUCCUUUUCUAUGACCGGUAUUUCAGAGCAUGAUCAGUGGUAAGAUGUUUGAAUAAUUAAAAAGAAAAUGUCUACUAACAUCUAGCAUUGUUUGUUCAAGCACAUCUUAAACGAAAAACGUUUUCCGUUCGUGUCGGUGCCUAGUUAAUGCACUUUAAGAUUAGUUUUUGUUUUGUUUUUUGUCAGUUUAAUGCGUUUGCACUGUUCAGUAACGUGCAGGAUCACUGUACAAGUCAGCUGUGUAGAAAUCUGCUGUGUGAAACUAGGAACGAUGCCUACGUCCUUUCUGAGAGAGGGAACAUGAAUAAAUAUGUGCGAUGUAACUGAGGUCUUUCAGAGUUUUUAAAGAGUCGCUGAUCGGCACAUUGAGCCUGAAAUAUCUGCUGAAAUAAAUCUGUUUUGUUGUUUUUCCCCCCUGAAGCGUA